AGCUGGGACCAUGGCCGUAUUCCUCCCCCGCCGAUGUACCCUCAAACUGCUUGCCUUCACCGCCGCCUUCAGCUUCCUCUCCUUCCUCGUGGCCCUCCGCACAGCCUUCCACGUGGAGUCCUCGCAGCAACAGCAACAACAACAGGCCGACCUAACCCCGCUCGGAGACGCCGUAUUACUUACAGACCUGCUCAGGGCCGAGAGCCCGCACCGCGGCAAGGUCAAGGACGUGUUCCGCACGUGCGCCAAUGAGCUGACCUUCCAGGGGCGGGUGGACGAGAACAAGACAGACGUCCUCCUCAACUGUUUCCUAGGCGCCCUCAAGUCGGCUCAGUACAGCCAGACGGUGCCCGCUCUCCCUGACCCCGUGAGAGAGUUCCUCUCCCUCCCCAUCGUCAACCCGCACAACCCCGACUUCCUCAUAGACUCCUCCGGCGCAUGCGCCCAGCGCGCCGUGGAGACGCUGUUUGUGUCGCCUUCCGCCCCCGAGUAUUUUGAGCGCCGGCAAGCGGUGCGAAGCAGCAACAGGGGGCUGUACGUGAAAGACAAGCACAACAACGCAGCGCUUUUGUUUUUCGUCGGCCUCCCUUCCGAGGACCCGACGGGUAAAGUUUUGGAGGAGAUCAGGACGGAAUCCACGACCUACGGCGACAUCGUGCUGGUGAGGUUUGAAGAUAAGUACAAGAACAUCUUACAGAAAGCGCUAGCCAUGCUGCGCUGGGCGAUCGACUUCUGCCCGAACGCUGAACACGUCAUCCGCACGGACGAUGACGUGAACGUGACGGUCACCGACCUCAUCUCGGUCAUGCGGCGCGUUCACAAGCAGAACGCCAACUUCGUGAUCGGCAAGCGGAUGGUGAACGACGUGCCCGCGCGCUCCAACAACAAGUGGCACCUGUCGGAAGAGGAGUACCCGGAGACCACCUUCCCGCCCUACGUCCUGGGCGGCCUGAUCGGCUACCCGCUGACCACUGUCCGGCUGCUGUACGAGGCCACGCUCCGCCUCAAGUCUAUCUGGCUGGAUGACGUGUACGUGACGGGUCUGUGCGCCAGGAAGCUCAACAUUCCGGUGCUGGAGGACGAGAGGUUUGUGUUCCAGCACCAGCUCAAGAAGGGAGACUUUGAGGAGCAGACGUAGCCGGGGUCUGUCCGUCGUCGCGGGGACUUUGGCCGGUGAUACAAUGUCGUCGCGGGGACUUUGGUCGGUGAUACAAUGUCGUCGCGGGGACUUUGGUCGGUGAUACA
Molecule: messenger RNA, 1245 nt
Organism: Aplysia californica (California sea hare)
Lineage: Eukaryota; Metazoa; Mollusca; Gastropoda; Aplysiida; Aplysiidae
Product: beta-1,3-galactosyltransferase 1
Cellular component (GO): membrane
Molecular function (GO): hexosyltransferase activity
Source: RefSeq, a predicted model, not a curated record